AUGUUGCUCAGUGAGACCUACGUGCUCGCCCACACGGCCAGGGCCAAGCUCACCCGUGAAGCCGCCAGGGCUGACCACCAGCUCCGGUUGCUUGUCGGACACGCCAACAUGCUCGAUAACCUCAUGCUCGACCUCGCAGAGGCGGAGAAGGAACGCGAGGCCUGGUACAAGCAAGCCAUCAAGUCCAGAUCUACCACUUCUACUUCUACCUCUACUUCCACCUCUACUUCUACCUCUACUUCCACCUCUACUUCUACCUCUACUUCUACCUCUACUUCCACACCAAUUGCACCGGCUCCAGUCACCGGUAAACGCAUCCAAUGGCUAGACGCCGUUGUUCGACACGACGAGCCAGACUCAGACGACGAUGAGGAUGAGGACUGGGACGGCUCCAGUGCCUCGGAUGAUUCGUCAGACUACGAGACAGACGGCGACUUCUUUGUACAUGCCAAAGCAGACUUUGAUCUCAGCCCGGCAGAGGAAGAGUACGACGACUACGACGAGUACGACUACGACGACGGCGACGAGCUAGCCCUCACCCGUACCUCGUCGAGACAGCACCAGCCUCCAGAGCUCCUUCACGACUCCGACGAGGAGUCCGAAGACGACAUGCCGCCAUCACCCCCACAGACCACCUUUGACUCCUUCUCUGCGCCGGAUGAGUCUGAAGAGGCCCUGGUUACAGCCGCCUCUUCCGUCUCGGAGAAGGGUACCGGCAAGGGCAUACACGCAGACCAAGCUCCCAGCCACAGACUGUCUGCAGAAGAACAGUCAUCCUUCGUCGAGGAAGGGUUCUUUCUCCCCGCGAGGAACCCAACCAGGACACAGGCGAUGAUUGCUGCUUUCUAG
Messenger RNA from Microsporum canis CBS 113480, 849 nucleotides. RefSeq lists its product as hypothetical. Lineage: Eukaryota; Fungi; Ascomycota; Eurotiomycetes; Onygenales; Arthrodermataceae. The record is from RefSeq and is a predicted model, not a curated record. The transcript has 2 exons. The coding region runs from base 1 to 849 and encodes 282 amino acids.